Pseudopipra pipra is the source of this 2358-nucleotide messenger RNA. RefSeq names its product ribokinase (gene RBKS). Gene Ontology annotation, biological process: D-ribose metabolic process. NCBI's taxonomy places the organism in Eukaryota, Metazoa, Chordata, Aves, Passeriformes, Pipridae. Gene Ontology annotation, molecular function: ribokinase activity. Bases 346 to 1275 code for a protein of 309 amino acids. The record is from RefSeq and is a predicted model, not a curated record. The transcript is spliced from 8 exons.
CCCGCCGUGCGCGCCCCCGCCCCGCCGCGCGCUGUGCGCGCCGCCGCUCCCCGCGCGCCGCCGCCGCCGUCCCCGCCCGGGCCGGAGGGGUCUUCGCAGGCCCCGAUAGUGGUGGCUGCCGCAAGUGCCUGCGCGGGCUGUCUGGCGGCUCGGCCGCGGCCGGAGCGGGGCAGGGGAGGCGGGAGGAGGGGGAGCCGCCGUGGCAGCAGGCGCUCGGCAGGGCAACACUGCCAAGCGAAGGCCCCCGCGGGCAGCCCGUCGCCCCUGGCAACGGGCGAAGCGGCGGCGGGACCGGGCCGGGUCGGGGUCAGGGUCCGGGUCAGGGUCCAGGGGCCGCUCGGCGCCAUGGCCGCGCAGGUGGUGGUGGUGGGAUCCUGCAUGACCGACCUGGUCAGCCUUACUACACGAUUGCCAAGAGCUGGAGAAACUGUCCUUGGACAUAAGUUUUUCAUUGGUUUUGGUGGGAAGGGAGCCAACCAGUGUGUCCAGUCUGCUCGACUUGGGGCCAACACCUCGCUGAUCUGCAAGGUUGGGAAGGAUUCCUUUGGCAAUGAUUAUGUUGAAAAUUUGAAGAAGAAUGGUAUUUCUACAGCAUUUGUAGAUCAGACUACAGAUGCUGCUACUGGAACUGCUUCAAUAAUUGUCAACAGUGAAGGACAGAAUGUUAUUGUCAUAGUCCCAGGAGCCAACCUGCUUUUAAAUUUUGAAGACCUGAAGAGGGCUUCUGAUGUCAUCUGUAAAGCCAAAGUGCUUGUUUGCCAGCUAGAAAUAACCCCUGCUGUUUCUCUUGAAGCUCUGAAAAUGGCACGUGCCAGUGGAGUAAAGACUUUAUUUAAUCCAGCUCCAGCCCUUGCUGACCUAGAUCCACAGUUUUAUAUCUAUUCUGAUAUCUUCUGCUGCAAUGAAACUGAGGCAGAAAUUUUAACGGGCAUCCCAGUUGGCAACCUUGAAGAUGCUGAAAAGGUGGGACGCAUGCUGUUAGAAAGAGGGUGUAAGCUUGUAAUUGUUACUCUUGGAGCAGAAGGCUGCAUGAUGAUAUCAGUAGAAGAACCCAUUCCAAAGCACGUUCCUGCUGGGAAGGUCAGGGCUGUGGACACUACGGGAGCUGGAGACAGUUUUGUGGGAGCACUGGCCUUCUACCUGGCUUACUAUCCCAAGUUAUCCAUGGAGGAAAUGAUCAGGAAGUCUAACUGCAUCGCAUCAGUAAGUGUCCAGGCAUCAGGGACACAAUCUUCAUAUCCUUACAGGAAGGACUUGCCUCAGGACCUUUUCUAAUUGAUUGUCUAGAUCACUGUGCUGAUUUUAUCUCAUACCAGACAGCAUUAUUCUCCUAACUGCAAGGAUGUUCUCCUCUGCUGACUGGAAAGGCCAGAAAAGUCUCUUUGCUUCUUAUUUCAGGAAUCCUGUGUUCCUGUUCUACAGUAGUAAGAUGGGGUGGGGGUGGUGGGUCUUUCAAACACAGCACAGCAGGUCUCUCUGGCCCCACACAGCCUUUGGGCUUGUGGCUGUCCCACACAAUGCACUGUACUGAACUACAUGAAGUUUACAGCAAAACACCUGGAGGGUACUGGGCUCCUGGCAGUAUUUUUACUGAUUUUAUCAGAACUUCUGAUGGGCAAUGGCAGCACAUGAAGCAGAGUGUUAGCUUUGAGACUGCAACUUCAGUACUCAGCUGCAGACGCCAAGGCCAGCAUGCGGCUCUCAACAAAGCACCGUCCGUCAAGCCCGGGCACGUCUAUGCCCGCUCGCCUCAGAUGCAGCACUGUACCUCCCCACAUUCUGGAAGGUGGAGGAAGGUCCCUCCAAAUGAAUAGAGGACAAGAGUGCUACUGGAGGCAGAUUUUGAAAAAUGUUUCUAGCCAUAUUGUUCUAAACACAGGCAAGCUAAUUAAGGAAGAAAAGCUUCCAAAAACAUCAGAGAAGUAUUUUGGUUUCGUCAUGUUUGACAAAAACCCAGGAGUGAAAAAUCCAUCCUACUAACCUGGCUGAAAAUAAUAUAGCCCUUUUAGCCAUGGUCAUAGCUUAUCCAAAAACUCAUCUUACGUGACUAGGUUCUCAUUGCUUUUUUUCCUCAGAAGGAGCUGGUGCAACAUUACCCCUCCAAGGAAUGACACCAGCUUAUGGUCACUACUGUCACAUCUGUGGCUGGUAGGUUAGAAAAACUUGCAAUCCUGCCAUUGAAUUCCUGCUGUGGAAAAUGUUAAUUUUUAUUGCUUUAUAAAACAAUAGUUCCUUUGAAGAUUACAGCCUCUUUCACAAUGGAAAACACAGACAAUGGGAUUUGCUAUUUAAUUUUUUUUUUAAUUGAGUACUGUAAAAAUAACUCAAAAGAUAAAUAAAUGUUACUGUGAUGAUCUA